CCUAUGGCCUCGUCCGCACGCUGGCGUGUCUCUGAAGACACCACUGCACGCCCGGAGAACGACGUGUGGCAAACAAGCCACGACAUCUGGAGGUAAAGGCAGUAAAGUGGGCUGGAACAGAGGUCUAUCAGGGAUCUGAUAUGGAACAGAUCGGACCCUCCUGCUGCGAGGCCCCUUCUGCCUCUUGCAACCGGUACAUUUACCGUCGUGGCAGCACUGAUCUGGAUGCUCGCGGGGGUGGCGAUGUUGGGUUUGUCCGCUUCUUGUUACAGAAAUGCGUGGUUGAGUUUCUGUUUACCUCCGUGUACAAUGAGACGAGGAGCAAGGCACGCUUCCACGCCGGGGCUUUGACUCCAGGCACUCGCAGCUAUUGUUCAGUGCCUUGCCCAGUGAUCCAGGUGACCUGCUAUGCCGAACCUCAUUUGAGCGGCAGUAGCGGGAAGAGGAAGUUCGAUGUUCAGCAACAGUGGAAAUCUUGGUACUCCAUACCACAAGUCCGUACACUGUGGUCGAGUAUGAGAAGGGCCAGCCACCGCUGCAGCCAUUGAGUAUCAGGGAGCAGUGCACAACAGCUGAGGAAAUGCCUGCCCUUUUGGGCAGUGACAGCUUCAGUGUUGGCAUUGUUUGUUUAGCCAAAGGCAAAGGACGAUGCCGACAGUGUCUGCCAGUUUUGUCGACACCCUCAAGUUGAUGCUGCUGAGACGAGUCUGGCCGCUGCUGGAGGCGUCACGUGGACUGCACGUGAUUGCAGUGGUUGUCGAUAAGGUAUCUGGGUAUUGAUGCAAGGCUGUUGUUCAAGAUAUGUGAUUCCAUGCCAGUGGGACAAGUCAUGACCAGCCUAAGGCCCAAUCUAGAAUCUAUCUUUUGCGGUUUACUAUUCCUGAACACCGAACACCGCGAACGAAAUGCGUCUAGUUCUAACGACAUCUAAGGAAUCUUGACAACCAGCCUUCCCCCACUCACCUCACCCCUUCUCAUGCUGUCCAAUGCCCGGUUGACCGAACUGAAUCCUUCUUCGACACCCAAAAUGUUAGGUGGCACCAGGAGCCCUGUCGCUAAUAACCGUUCCAACCACAGCAUCAUGCUCUCGCCCACCUCGGGCACCUCGUGGAAAAGUUUGAUAGGUACAUUGUGGAAAGUGACGUUCGAAGGAGGGGAGCUCUUGGGUAGUCCCGUUAGGCCGAUUAAAUGUGCAGGUUGAGGUGUUGAUUCUGUGGCGGAGGGUGGGUCGUCUUCAUUGGCAUAAUGCUGCUGCAGACAUUCCAAUAAAUGCGUUGCGGUUUCCCGUCCCACUGUAUCGACAGCAAACCGAAGUCGCUUUCCAGUGGCGGAUCUGACAAUCUCAAUUGCUCGAUGAGGGUCAUGGUUGUCCACCACGAUAUCCGGUCUCGUAAUGUCGUUCGCCGACAGCUUGACGGCAUGUUUCCGCACGUCGACAACGCUGAUAGUCCUGAGGCCAGCCAGUCGUGCUAUCUGGUUUAUCAUGUAGGCGCUUGUGGACGAGCCUCCCCAAAUGGCAAGCCAAUCGCCCUCUUUGGCCCGCGACUCUCGGUCGAUACCAUUUGAACAUUCAGCCCUGAUAUCCUCUGGUAACCUCUCGGGGUCGAUACCUCUCACCAGGGAUAACAGAUCCGGGCCAUUUGCGAUGCUGGAGAAGUCAAGCCCCGCGCAAAUACCAAGGCAGAGGGCUGCAGCCACAAAGGCAACGCCUAAGGCAGACCCGGCUUCCGGGGAGACUCUUGGGGGAAGCCGAGCGGCAUUGAAAUCAGUGGCGACGACAUACUCCUGAUAAGCCGCUUUGCGAAGGUCCCGGUAGUCCGUUGAGAUGACAAUGACCUUGUCUCCAGGUCUGAACCGUGACUUUCGUUUUGGGGUGAUUGCAACUUCUCCUACCAGCUCCCGGCCCGAUAUAUAGGGCAACUCUGGGAUACCGAAAUUGAAAUCUCUGGACGGCGAAGAGCGUAUGUUAGAUGCAAGCUUCCAUGUGUGAAAGCGCGGUCGUGCUUACGGUGCCUUCCAAUCGAUUGGGUUCAGCCCAAUAACUAAAUUCCGAACCAAAAAUUCCCGAUUACCAUCAAGUGAAGGUGUUGGGUGAUCUGAAACUUCCUCAUAUGGUUGCCUCGGGCCCCGAAGCAGCAGUACACGUUGGUGAGGGGCAACCUUAGACGGCCGCGCCGGGACCUUUUCAGGAUCCUGGCACAAAAUAGGGACACCCAAUUCUUUAGGAGGACUUGAGAUGCCCAGCGAGCUGAAUAGAUGCAAGAAGCCCAUGUUGUUGAGGACGUGUUUGAUAUCAGGCCAAAGAAGGAUUAGAAAAAAAAGCUGAAG
Molecule: messenger RNA, 2328 nt
Organism: Exophiala dermatitidis NIH/UT8656
Lineage: Eukaryota; Fungi; Ascomycota; Eurotiomycetes; Chaetothyriales; Herpotrichiellaceae
Exons: 1
Coding region: 141-548 (135 amino acids)
Source: RefSeq, a predicted model, not a curated record